Acanthisitta chloris (rifleman) is the source of this 1640-nucleotide messenger RNA. It is a transcript of the gene LRRFIP1, whose product is annotated as leucine rich repeat (in FLII) interacting protein 1. The transcript has 13 exons. NCBI's taxonomy places the organism in Eukaryota, Metazoa, Chordata, Aves, Passeriformes, Acanthisittidae. Gene Ontology annotation, biological process: regulation of transcription by RNA polymerase II. The record is from RefSeq and is a predicted model, not a curated record. The annotation marks the transcript as partial. Gene Ontology annotation, molecular function: RNA polymerase II cis-regulatory region sequence-specific DNA binding; DNA-binding transcription factor activity, RNA polymerase II-specific.
AUUGAGGAAAGGCCAGAAAAAGACUUUGAGAAGGGAGCACGGACUGUCUCAAGUUUAUCAGCAGCUACCUUGGCUUCUCUGGGUGGGACUUCUUCACGGAGAGGCAGUGGGGACACAUCCAUCUCGGCCGACACAGAGGCAUCUAUUAGAGAAAUAAAGGAUAUCUAUGAGUUAAAGGACCAGAUUCAAGAUGUAGAAGGCAAAUACAUGCAGGGACUUAAAGAACUGAAGGACUCUCUAGCUGAAGUUGAAGAGAAAUACAAAAAGGCUAUGGUGUCAAAUGCUCAACUAGACAAUGAAAAAACCCAUUUAAUGUACCAAAUAGAUACCCUGAAGGAUGUGCUCUUUGAGUUAGAAGAACAGCUGGCAGAAUCCAGGAGGCAAUAUGAAGAAAAAAGUAAAGAAUUUGAGAGGGAGAAGCAUGCUCAUAGCAUACUGCAGUUCCAGUUCAUGGAAAUCAAAGAGGCUUUGAAGCAAAGAGAAGAAAUGCUUGCAGAAAUCCAACAGCUGCAACAGAAACAGCAGAGCUAUGUCAGGGAAAUUUCCGAUCUUCAGGAGACAAUAGAGUGGAAAGACAAAAAAAUAGGGGCACUAGAGAGGCAGAAAGAUUUCUUUGAUUCCAUAAGGAGUGAGCGGGAUGACCUUAGAGAUGAAGUGGUUGUGCUGAAGGAGCAGCUGAAGAAACAUGGAAUAAUCCCAGACUCUGAUGUGCCCACCAAUGAGGAGACAUCAGACAUUCUGGACAACAAAGGACCCUUGGAUUCUUCCAAAACUGUUCCAGGAACAGCUCAGGCAUUAAAGACAGGAGGGGAGGGGAUGCUAGACAGGCCGAAAAAGCUCAUUGAUGAACGAGAGUCCUUACUAGAGCAGAUUAAAAAAUUAAAGGGACAGCUGGAAGAAAAGCAAAAGAAUGGCAAGAUGGAAAACAUGCAGUCAGAUGAUGAAGUUCUGGAAAAUGGGACAGAUAUGCACAUGAUUGACCUCCAAAGAGAUGCCAACAGACAGAUCAGUGAUCUCAAAUUUAAACUAGCAAAGUCUGAGCAAGAGAUAACAGCAUUGGAGCAGAAUGUAAUACGACUGGAAGGUCAGGUAGCCCGAUACAAAACUGCUGCUGAAAAUGCUGAAAGAGUAGAAGAUGAACUGAAAGCAGAGAAACGCAAACUACAGAGAGAGCUUCGUUCAGCAUUGGAUAAAACUGAAGAGCUUGAGGUCAGCAAUAGUCAUCUAGUGAAACGCUUGGAGAAGAUGAAAGCCAACCGGAGUGCGUUACUGUCGCAGCAAUAACCACCACCUCCCGACAGAAACUACCACUACUCGACAGAAUCCGAACAACGUUGCAGCUGCUUCUGUCUCUUGCUGCCCGGGGUGCUUUGUGUCAUGCCUUCUGAGAACAGACAACCCCCACAUUUGCUACGUGCCACCCAGCUGUGGGUCUCUCUACGCAGGUUCAAACCUACUGCACUAUAUCUCUAGAAGUAGCUGAUCCAAAUGGCUGUGCCUGCCGGAGCCCUUCCACACCAAGCACUGGGUACGGUCGAAGUACGCCGUCAGUGUAAGAAGCACAUUAAAUUCUCAAUCCAGAAGGUACAGCAGCCAUUUAUUGCCAUUUAAAAUGGCAUUCAAAGAAAACUCUUUGACUG